CUCUAUUUCUUUUUCAUCUUUUUAUAUUUUAUUUUAAUAUGCCAAGACAAAUAGAGCCUAUUUUAUCCAACAAAGAUACUAUUGUACCGCUUGAGAUUGAUUACCCAUAUGGCACCAAGAUACCCAAUUCGACACACCCUCCACAGCCCCAUGAGCAGAUCAUCCCUAGCCAGCAUGUCCUUAAAGAUGAUAAAACGACUUGGGAGACUACCAUUGAUACUUGUAUCAAGAGUAUCGUCUCAAUCAAAGGAUACAGAGCUCGAGGAUUGGAUACCGAAUUACCCGGUACAUUUGUCGCUACUGGAUUCAUUGUCGAUGCCAAGAUGGGAAUUAUACUUUCUAAUCGACAUGUAGUAUCCAUCUCACCUACAGUGGCUCAGGCAAUACUUUGGAAUAACGAAGAGAUUGAUUUAGUACCAAUCUACCGAGAUCCAGUACAUGACUUUGGGUUUUUUAAAUACGAUGUAUCAAAGAUUAGAUAUUCUGAAAUACCCGGUAUACCGCUUUACCCUCAAGGCGCUAAAAUAGGCCAGGAGGUAAAAAUUCUGGGAAACGAUGCUGGUGAAAAACUAAGUAUAUUAUCGGGUACUCUAGCAAGAUUAGACAGAGAGACACCUAACUAUGGUAUUGGUGAAUACAACGACUUCAACACGUUUUAUUAUCAAGCGGCAUCAGGCACAAGCUCUGGCUCAAGCGGUAGUCCGGUAUUAGACGUAUACGGUAGAGCAAUAGCCCUUAAUGCAGGUGUAGCAAUCGCUUCAUCAGCCGGUUAUUACUUGCCACUCGAUCGUGCUCAGCAUGUUCUGGGCCUCAUACAAAGGGGGAUGCCGGUUCCAAGAGGAACCGUUCAAGCAACCUUUGAAUUCAUGCCGUAUGAAGGUUUAUUGCAAUUAGGUCUCAGUCGCCAAGUUGAGCGAAAGUUGAGAACCGUUCGCAAUUCGUCUCUAACAACAGAAACAAAUGAAGGAUUGCUUGUAGUCAAGUCUGUUCUACAUGGAGGUCCUGCUGAUGGCAAGCUCGAGCCAGGCGAUAUUUUAUUAACUUGUAACAAUCAACUAUUGUCGAAAUUGUUUAUCGAUCUAGAAACUAUACUCGAUAAUGCAGUUGAAACUCAGACAUCCGUUUGCUUCAUGGUUCUACGAGCAGGAGAGCCUAAAAAGGUUACGAUUGAUGUACAGAGUCUACAUGAUAUCACGCCUUCAAGAUAUCUUGAAUUUGGUGGAGGUGUACUGAAUGACUUGUCUUAUCAAAUAGCAAGAUCUUACGGACUGUCUCUUAAGGAAGGUGGUGUAUACGUUGGCACUUCUGGCUUCCUUCUCGGAAACGCUGGAGCAUCACGAAAGUCGAUUAUAGUUGCGGUUGACAACAAGCAAGUCAAAAAUAUUGAUGACUUUGUCUCUGCUAUAUCCGAUAUUGGUCAAGGAGAAUGGGUGCCUAUUCGAUAUUAUUCUUUAUCAAGACCAAUGAAGACAAAAAUAGAGGCUCUACAAGUAGAUUGGCGCUGGAAUAAAUUCCAGCUAGCAAAAAGAAAUGAUAUUACAGGCAUAUGGGAUUAUGAAAGGCUGCCGACCCCUCUAGAUAGCCGCUUAGUAAAACCUGUUACAGCAAACGUAUCCUCCAAUAGCUCAUUAUCAAAAGAAGAAGAAGAAGAAAAAGAUCCUUUUAAAAGGCUAGUCUAUAGCAUUGUUUCGGUUGAGUGCAAGACUCCUUUUGUAAUUGAUGGUUGUCGAAAUGGUUAUGCGUACGGAGCAGGCAUCAUCGUUUCGCUUGAUCCUCCUCUCAUUAUCUGUGAUCGUGACACUGUUCCAAUCGGAAUAGGCGUUAUUUCCAUCACAUUUCAACACUCGCUCACAGUCCCUGCCGAAUUGUUAUUUUUGCAUCCUUUUUAUAACUUUGCUGUUUUGAAAUUUGAUCCUCAAGCCAUCAUUCAAGCGGGAAUCAAGAUAAAGGCUGCUGUACUGGAUAAGCGUGAUUUUCGUCUUGGUGACACUGUAAAAUAUAUAGGGCUUACAGGCGGCCCCAAGAUUAACACUCAAACAACAACAAUAGCUUCACUUGUUCCCAUUCGUACCAAGGAAACUUCGCCACCAAGAUGGAGAGCAAUGAACGUUGAUAUAUUUAAAGUGGCAGACGGCAAUUUGUCAAGUCUAGGUGGAGUGCUUGCAGAUGAUCAAGGGCAUGUUCGUGCUAUAUGGAUGAAUUUUUCAAUAGAUAACGAAGCAAAAAAACUAUCAAGUAUUACUGGCGGUAUUCCCGUUCGCUUAGUACUCCCUGUGCUGGAUUGUAUUAAAGCAGGAAAACAGCCUGUUGUAUAUGGUUUGGAUGCGGAGUUUUGGACAUUACAGUUGUCUAAUGCCAGACUUUUGGGCUUAAAGGAAGAAUGGAUACAUAAAGUGACAAAAGAAGCAAGUGAUAAAACUAUGCAGCCAUCCGUCUUGUGCGUUUUAGGGAUUACGGAUCUGUCCACGCCUUCUGGGAAAGCAUUAAGAAGUGGCGAUAUGAUUUUGGAAAUGAAUAAUAGAGUGAUAACAACACUAUCAGACCUUGCAUUAUUUAAUGAUACCGACAGGCUGACUAUGACCAUUCUUCGUGAUGGAAAGGAGCUCACACUAGAUGUUUCCACUACUAAACAUGAUGGUAAGGAAACGACUGAAGUCGUUGGAUGGCAAGGAAUGUUGGUUCAAGAAGCUCAUCGGGCAGCCAAAGAACAAGUACAAAAGUGUGUACCUAAAGGAGUUUAUGUAUCCUGUUGUCUUUAUGGUUCACCUGCUCAAGCAUCUCUCGAACCAGGUGUUUGGAUACAUGCGAUCAAUCAAACACCUGUCACGUCUCUCAAAGAUUUUAUUGCAGCAGUGAGCAGUAAACAGCCGACAAAGCCCAAGAGUUUAUUUCAAUAUCAAGAAUUAGACUCUAACGAGCAAGAUCUGAUCUUGUCACCGACUGAUGAUGCAUCACAAGCGCGAUCCGAGAUAGAUAAUGACUUUCAAAGCGACUCUCAUGUUCAAAUCAAGUAUACUACCAUCGCCAAUGUCGUUCACUUGACGACACUCAAGUUGGAUAAGCAUUAUUGGCCAAUGUGGCAUCUUAAAAGAGAAUAUUCAUAUCACUAUGGUUGGAAGCUAAAAUCAUUCGAUUAGCCUCUUGCAUUCAAUAUUCUUAUAAAAUGUAUCAAACAGAUUCAAUUGUGUUUUACAAAAAGAGUUGCUGUCAUGUGUGAAUUUCAACAAGUGCAGCCUUUUUUAAUUUUGGACUCCGUGUGUAUAUCCCACCCUUUUCCUUUGUUUACAUAAUAUGAAAUACUUGCCCUCAGAGACUGCAGUGCCUGAUUGGAAACUUGACUGGAAACAAAUCCAACCUGCUUUAGAUAGAGCUAGAAAGUCUAUAUCGUCUCUCAAGUCUUCGUCACUAGAAGUUAUGAGAGUGAGUCAGCUUGAUUCCGACAUUUUAGAUAAAGAGUUGAUUGACAUCUUAAGCGAGCAAU
Messenger RNA from Rhizopus microsporus ATCC 52813, 3481 nucleotides. RefSeq names its product trypsin-like serine protease. Gene Ontology annotation, molecular function: protein binding; serine-type endopeptidase activity. The record is from RefSeq and is a predicted model, not a curated record. Lineage: Eukaryota; Fungi; Mucoromycota; Mucoromycetes; Mucorales; Rhizopodaceae. The coding region runs from base 39 to 3137 and encodes 1032 amino acids. The transcript has 5 exons. Gene Ontology annotation, biological process: proteolysis.